Chara braunii is the source of this 1066-nucleotide messenger RNA. Lineage: Eukaryota; Viridiplantae; Streptophyta; Charophyceae; Charales; Characeae. The record is from the annotation of a GenBank genome assembly.
GCAUUGAAGAAGAGGAGUGGUAGAAUAAAGUGGCCGAGGAGGGGCUGGUGGAAGGCAUGGAGGAUGUGCAAACCCGCCAGCCUGCCCCGGAUUUGGAUGAGCCCAUGAUAGGGGAUGAAGGCGGGGACUCGACGGAUGACAGGGGCGGAGCGAUGGAUGAGGACAUGGAUAUCAACGAGGGGAUGGAAGCAGAYAUGGAUAUKAMUACAACGRUGAAGGGRUCGCUACAGGAAAUAUUGGCUGUCGGGGAGUGUUAUGUCUGCCCGGUGAUGCUAUGGUGGGCGGAGCAAGGCAUUAAGGUGGUCACGAAAGGCAGUACGGACUUCUUCGUCUAUGCGGCGCGCUCCCUCCCCAAGAACCCGAAUAUUAUCAGACAGGACGAAGAGUAUAAACCUCUGAUUCAACAACAGUGGGAUAAUUGGCUGCCGCGACGCCCCCAAGGAAUGGAUGAGUUGGGGUGGGUGGCGCAGGGCAAUGCUCUGAUGCGCAAGUGUCUGUAUGAUAGGCUGGCCGGUAGCUACCGUGCCCACUUGGCCACAGGACAGGAGUACGCCGACCGCCUCAGUGCGCUUAAUUGUGGCCCCAAGGAUGAGCAGACGGAAGAGGAAUGGUGGGUAGAGCGAGUGGAGGCCGUGCGGGAGUGGCAAGAGUGGGAGACGGUGGAAACCGCCCACUGGGGGCGCAGAUCAAAGGUGGGAUGGAAUGUGGUGGGUGAGAAGAUGUCUCGACGAUUUUUCAGAGAGCUGGGCAAGAAGCAGGGGAUUGCCUUCAUGACGGCAAUGGACACCCCCUUUGACCUGCGGCAGGCGAGGCAAGAGACCACGUUGGGGAUUCUGGACUUUGUAACGGACUUCUAUGCAGAUCUGUUAAUGGAGGAGGAGGGAUGGACUGUGGAGCAGAUGGCGACGGCCCCGCAGGAGCACAUUUGGAGGCACGUCCCGCCUGGCCUCACUGAGGAGCAGGCGCAGCCUUUGGAGAUGGACAUCACGCUAGAAGAGGUCCUUAGGGCGAUUGGAGAGCUACCAAGACUCAAGGCGCCGGGGGUGGAUGGAGUCCCUAUUGAAAU